AUGGCGGAACACAAGGACCGAGGCGAGGAACACGUCGAAAGGGCGACCAGAAAGUCCGACGACGUCAGAGAUCCUUACGACGCCGAUGGUGUCUACCAGGAAGAGGUGCAAGAUAACAACGACGAUGACGAUAGCGACGACUCAUCGCCCCUCCUAGACGCGAUCGAUGAUACCGCGAAAAUCGCGGGAGUCUUUGGCAUAGAAGAUCAUGUCAGUCGCUUUAUGAUCGCUGCUCAAGUUGAUCAUGAGAAGGCCGAAGAGUCCGCCGGCAUCCCACCGCCUCCCGCGCCUCUCGGCCACAGAGCUCAGCUUGGCUACGACCCACCCGAGCCGUCACCCUUAAGGAUCAUAUUGACCGCGAUUAGUUCAUCCCCGAUGACAUCUUCUCCAAGAAUGUCAGGGGGUGGUAUUUCGCCUUUGACACCACCGCGCAUCACGCUGACAGGCGCUUCCACGCCCUCGCUGCUGUCUCCCUUGAGGAUGCCGAGACUGGCUAUGGCUAUUCCUACAACUCCGACACGGUUCUUACAGCGUUCUGAUACCACCGUGUCUCCUGAGAGCGACUCGGCGUCAUACUCUACGCCCGGCCUGACCUCACGUGCGGAAACUGCCGGCGGCAAAUCCUCGUCGAGAGACCGGCCGGGGCGUGCAAAAGUAAAGAUGAACAGCGAUUUUUACGGUGGUACUAAUAUGUCAUUUUGCAUAAAUAGAGACUCAGAGGGCCGUGGAAGAUGUCGACAAUAUCGCAAGAGCUGCUGGCCUGAUUUUGCGCUGGGUUCCCUCUUACCUGAAUGA
This is a messenger RNA of Pseudomassariella vexata, 795 nucleotides long. RefSeq lists its product as uncharacterized. The record is from RefSeq and is a predicted model, not a curated record. Lineage: Eukaryota; Fungi; Ascomycota; Sordariomycetes; Amphisphaeriales; Pseudomassariaceae. The transcript is spliced from 5 exons. Bases 1 to 795 code for a protein of 264 amino acids.